Molecule: messenger RNA, 2726 nt
Organism: Lacerta agilis (Sand lizard)
Lineage: Eukaryota; Metazoa; Chordata; Lepidosauria; Squamata; Lacertidae
Product: calpain-14-like
Biological process (GO): proteolysis
Cellular component (GO): cytoplasm
Molecular function (GO): calcium-dependent cysteine-type endopeptidase activity; calcium ion binding
Source: RefSeq, a predicted model, not a curated record
GCUCAGAAGCCCAGCAGUCUUAGCCAGCAGAAUUACCAACACUUUGCUGGAGGAAUGCUUGAAGAAGGGUGCCUGUUUGAGGAUGAGUUCUUCCCAGCCGAUAUUAGGUCCAUUGAAGGGACCUUGCUCCAGAAACUACCUCCAAGGUUGCUGUGGAAAAGACCACUGGAACUGCAUAGGACCCCAGUGUUUUACACUUCGAACAAAAAAAGGCUUGCUCUGUGCCAAGGAGUGAUAGAGGACUGCUGGUUUCUGGCUGCCGUGGAAGCGUUAUCAUUUCACCCAGAUAUCUUGUCUCGGGUCGUGCCCACGAACCAAAGCUUUGAGAGGAAGAAGUAUGCUGGGAUAUUCCAUUUCAAGUUCUGGCAUUUUGGCGAAUGGGUUGAUGUGGUGGUCGAUGACCGACUGCCAGUAAACGAAGCUGGACAGCUUGUUUUUCUCACUUCCGUUUAUAAGAACCUGUACUGGGGAGCUCUUCUGGAAAAGGCUUAUGCCAAGCUGUGUGGCUCUUAUGAAGAUCUGCAGAUUGGGCAAGUGUCAGAAGCUCUGGUGGACUUCACAGGUGGAGUUACUAUGACGAUCAAGCUGUCUGAAGCUCCGCCUGACCUCUGGGAUAUCAUGACAAGAGCAAACUACAGCAGAUCUCUGAUGGGUUGCCAGACACAUUCUCGAAGAACAGUCCUGUCGAAUGGAUUAGUGUCUGGCCAUGCCUACACUGUGACUGGCAUUCGAAAAGUGACUUUGAAACACGGACCCGAGAAUUUAGUGAGACUGAGAAAUCCCUGGGGGAAAGUUGAAUGGAAAGGAGAUUGGAGUGACAGCUCUGGGAAAUGGGAGCAGCUCAGCCCAAAGGAGAAGAUUUUGCUGCGGAAGAAUGUUGACGAUGGAGAAUUCUGGAUGUCUCUGCAAGAUUUCAAAACCCAUUUUGUGGGCCUGAUGAUCUGUAAACUGACUCCUGAUCUCCUGAGUAAGGAAUUGGGGAAGAAGUGGACGUGCUCAAUGCAGGUUGGCAAAUGGGUCAAAGGAAGCACAGCAGGGGGCAGGAUGAAGGCGCACAAAGCUGCAUUUUGGAAGAAUCCCCAGUACUUGCUGAGAGUUCUGCAAGGCAACGGGAGCAAAACGUCCUUUUACUCCUGCAGCGUGUUGGUGUCUCUGAUCCAAAAGCGCAACAACCAUCACCGGAAUCGGAUGCCUCAUCUCCACAUAGGCCUCUCUGUCUAUAAGGUGGGCCAGGAGUACCAUGACCUUGAUAGAAAACUGCCGGCUGCCUUCUUUGUCUGGAAUAUGCCCCUGAAUAGGGCAGUCUUUGUAAAUGACCGUGAAGUGACUCAGGAUUUCCGGCUCCCACCAGGGGCCUAUGUCAUUGUCCCAGCCACUGCAGAACCCAACCAGGAAUCAGACUUCAUCCUGCGGGUCUUCUCCAGGAAGCACAGCCUUCAUGAAUUGGGUGGUGAUUCCAGCUGUGUCCUUUCAAAGGAAAUAAUUGAUGAACAUGAAGAUUGGGAAGAUUUCUUCACUAAGUACUUUGAUCAAUAUCCUGAGAUAAAUGCAAUCCAGCUGAUGAGGAUUUUGAACAAUGUGGCAUGGACGAAGCUUCAGAACCAUGGCCUGAGAUUUAGCCUGGAUGCCUGCCGGGGUAUAUUGGCCCUCUUAGAUUUUAAUAACACUGGCACCUUGAGCAUUCAAGAAUUCAGAUGCCUGUGGAAGAAGCUGCUUCAGUACCAGGCAGUUUUCCAGAAAAAUGAUAUUCAUCAAACAGGAACCUUGGAUCAAGUAGAGCUGCAAGCAUCUGUGCAAGAAUUAGGAGUCUCCCUCAGCAAUGAACUCUGCAAGCUGCUGGUCAUGCGAUAUGGGAACCCUGGCCUCAACAUCACCUUUGAGAACUUUGCCUGCUUCAUGCUGCGUGUGGAACUCAUGAUGGAGGCCUUUCACAAUACGAGUAAAGAUGGCAAAGGAAUAUAUCUUCAAGAGUCCGAGUGGAUGAUGAUGACUCUCUAUUCAUGAAGUAAAGCAAAGGAGAAGAGUUGAGCCAAGCUACCUGGACCCUUCACAAGGACAGAAGUGACAUCCUUUUAUCCAUAUACGGGGACAUUUUGAGUCCAGCUUUGUGACUCUUGUGGAAUCUGGAAGAGUUUCAUUCACUGGGAGCAGCUGCAUUGAUGUCUCUUGGGACUGCUUGUGGGUGCAGCAUGGGCUAUGGCCAGAAAUCAUAAGGACAUGCUUCUAGCAUAUUGGCACAGGCUUCUUUAAAAAGCGCUUCCCUUAGAAGAAGGAAGGGGGAACUGAGUUACUGAUCAAGCAGCUGGGUGACAAUGAAGACUGUGGUGUCAAGUCAUGUGUCAUUUCAAUUCGUUGAGGAAUAUCUGCUGUUAAACCAGGAUGGGAUAGUUAUAUGGCUGCAACAAGGAACAGUGAGCAAGUGAACAAAUCGAAGUGGCCUAAAGGGCCUUGCAGCAGCUCAUUUCCAAGAUGCACUUGCCUGAGCUGUAAGCUGAGCUGUGGAGGCACUGCUUGCCAUCUCAUUGUGGCAGCUCAGACAGGCAGUUACAAGAAACAGGGCCUUUUCAGUAGUGGCCCCAAAGCUUUGGAAUACCUGGUAGAGAUCUCGCUGGGCUCCUUAUAAGUGUCUUUUUAGGUAUCUGUUUCAACAAGCUUUGAACAUCUGAUUGAUCUUAUGGGCUGCUACUUUUAAAAAUGAUACGGUUAUCGUUGCUAAAACACUAUUU